This is a messenger RNA of Striga hermonthica, 1152 nucleotides long. Lineage: Eukaryota; Viridiplantae; Streptophyta; Magnoliopsida; Lamiales; Orobanchaceae. The record is from the annotation of a GenBank genome assembly.
AUGGCUUCAACUGCUUGUACCUUCCAAAAACUUGCCCUGCUCCUCUUCAUCAUAAUCAGCUUCCCUUUAGCCACCUCCAUCGACUUCAACUACCCGGCAGUUUUCAAUUUCGGAGACUCGAAUUCCGACACGGGGAACCUAGUCGUCAGCAUGGCGGAUCCCCUCGACCCGCCUAACGGUCAGACAUAUUUCAAGAGACCUUCCGGAAGGUUCUGCGAUGGCCGCCUCAUCAUCGACUUUCUAAUGAAUGCAAUGGACUUGCCGUUCUUGAACGGGUAUUUGGACUCGGUAGGUGCUCCAGUUUUCAGAAGAGGGUGCAACUUCGCUGCUGCGGGGUCCACUGUAUUGCCCGCAACUGCAACAUCCGUUAGCCCGUUUUCGUUCGGGAUCCAAGUGGCACAGUUUUUCAAGUUCAAGGCAAAAGUCGAAGAAAUACAGGCUAAGUCGAGAAGAUAUGAUAGGUAUAUCCCAGCUCAGGAUUCUUUCGGGAAGGGGCUCUACAUGUUCGACAUAGGUCAAAAUGAUCUAGCUGGCGCCUUUUAUUCAAAGACGUUUGAUCAAGUCCUCGCUUCAAUCCCAACGAUUCUAUUAGAAUUCGAAGAUGGUAUUCAGAAAUUAUACGAUCAAGGAGCGAGAAAUUUCUGGAUUCACAAUACGGGCCCUUUAGGGUGCUUACCGCAAAACAUUGCUAAAUUUGGCAAUGACCCAACGAAGCUAGACGAGCUCGGAUGUGUUUCCACUCACAAUCAAGCCGCAAGGCUUCUCAACCUGCAACUUCAUGCACUCACCAAGAAAUUGCAAGGCCAAUAUCAGGAUGCAAAUAUUGUGCACGUUGACAUUUUCACAAUCAAGUUGAAUCUCAUAGCAAACUACUCUCGAUAUGGAUUCGAGCAGCCAUUGAUGGCCUGCUGUGGGUAUGGGGGUCCACCAUUGAAUUACGACAGCCGGGUCGCCUGUGGACUGACCAAAGUCGUGAACGGAAGUUCGAUCACAGCCAAAGCUUGUGAUGACAGUACAGAGUACAUUAAUUGGGAUGGGAUUCAUUACACAGAGGCUGCAAAUCAGUAUGUUGCAUCACAGAUUCUGACGGGAAAAUAUUCGGACCCACCAUUUGCGGACAAGAUGCCUUUUCUUCUAAAGCUAAAGUUUUAA